This is a messenger RNA of Microthlaspi erraticum, 411 nucleotides long. The record is from the annotation of a GenBank genome assembly. Lineage: Eukaryota; Viridiplantae; Streptophyta; Magnoliopsida; Brassicales; Brassicaceae.
AUGUUCGUAGAGAUGUUUCAGCUUCUAUUCGUGAUCGUGUCAGUCGAAGCCGCUCUAAUUUUAACACUCGGGUUCGGGACUCCAGCGAGAAGAGUAGUGGUGAGGUUGCUAGACCUGUUGAAGAAAGGUAGAGGACCACUGGUUGCAAAAACGGUUGCAGCCACUAUGCUUGUGUUGUUUGGUUCGGUUCUGUUCAGCACGAUUCAGAUCAACAAACGGGUCUAUGAGUCUGGUGGUGUAGCUAACUCGACUGAUCAAGUCAUGUUUGCGAAUCGCCUCCUAGAAGCUUUCCUCAUGGCAACUGUCUUGUUCCUGGCAAUGGUUACUGACAGAAUGCAUUACUACACAAGAGAGCUUCAAACAACAAGAAGAAACUUGGAGAUUGCAGUAAAGAAGAACAAGCCAAAUUGA